AUGUCUCACAAUGAAACAGAGUCUAACAACGCAUCGUCUACUCCAGGGGUCCGUCCAAGCCAGAUCCAAUUAGAGAGCCUUUCAUCACCACCCCACGUCCAGGAUACCUCCCAUGGAUAUCCCAUUCCUCAGGACUCUUUUGCUCGAAGACCUCGCCGGAUAUUCUCUCUCAUCAGCAGAUUUGAAGGCUUGCACAACCUAAACUUCCAGCGCAAGGGAAUCCCGCCCACUCAACAGGAGCCGUUGGAUAGAUGCAGCGGUUCUCCGAGAUUCCGGGGUGGAAUUUAUGGAAGCCAGAUAAAGAAGCUGGCCAGAAUUUUCGGUCCCGCAAAGGAAUCUUUGGAGAUUCAGGGGAAGAUAGUGUCUGGGAAAUCAUUGGUGCAGGAAAGAGAGGAGGUCUUCACUUCGCAUGAUGGUGCUGUAACGCAAGCUUCAGGGGAAAGGCUAUAUAUAUCUGGCGUCUUAUCUUCUAGCUCCAACAAUGACAAAACCCCAAAAGUCAUUGUGUCAGCGUCGAGAGAAUUCGCAGUAGGGAGUACCAGGAGGCAUACAUCAACCAAUGACAACGUUGAAUAUUACAAUGGAGAAAUCCCGUCCCCGAACGUCAUCAGGGCAAAACCUAUUUUUGGGGACAUAGCAAUUACAUCAACUUCUCUUCCUCGUUCAAAAUCUGGGUGCGACAAAGGUUACCCGCUUGGUUGUAAGAGAUACUCAGCAGAUCCUAUUAGCAGAUAUAUUUCGACUGUUCCUACUCACGGUGCCCUACCGAGGAUACAGAAUUUGACAUGUAAUGACGCUUGGAUUCAACAUUUCUUCACCCAAACGCCCAGACCAGGAGUCUCAACCAGAGCAACAGCUUCUGCAAACCUUGGUGAUGCAACUCAAAGAAGUGGGAGAGUUGCGAUACGUGCCAACGACACGCCCUUUCGACGAAGCUCGGGAUCUCGAAACAGGAUCCGAGCAGGCCCUGUUUGGGACCUUCGGGAUCGGCCACUUGCUACAAGGGGUCGGCAAAUUCAAAGGAGAUUUGGGGAUGUUGAGGAAUCCCAUCAAGUGAAAAUCAGUGAGCGCCGACUUGAGAAUAUCCUCGAGUCCUCCGAAAGCCGAGUUGCGGAGCCAUUACUAGAGUCGAAAAGGACAAAACUUGAUCUAAAUCAUGGCAACGUAAUGGCGGAAAAUAAUCAGGAAGGAGCCGUAGCCGCAGAUAAGCCAUCAAAAGUGGCAGAAACCAAGAAAAUGUUGGAGAACCGACGGAGGGUCCAGCCUCGAAGUUUGCGGCUGCCAACAAAUGAUUCACUGAUGAAUCCUAGCAGGAUAUCCGCUGCCCCCAGCAAAACCAUCAUCGAUGAUCAACUACUGCCUGUUCCACUAGCACCACCAGAUGCUCCACGAUUAAGUCGCCAGGAAAUAUCAUCUGUGCCUCCAAGGAAAAUAUUCUCGGAAAUCUCCGCGCCUCACGGCCAGCAAUCCAUGAAUAACUUUUAUAACAUACAAGGGGUGAGCGAAAGGCGACGGCAAGGAAAUAAUAUCCUUGGGUUGUCUUCUGGGAGAACAAGCGAAGCAUAUCGUGACAUUCCAGAGCGGCCAUUGCGCAAGAAAGACAAGCAAGCUGAUAGGAAUGGAAUGGAAGAUCGAUUAUCAAGGGACACAGUAGGCAAGCAUGGCAAUUGGGCCCCCAAGUUAUCAUUGGAUCAGAUGGUUGAAAUCGUAAACAGCACGCCUCAGCAUAACGACAACUUCGGUAGCCCUACACCGAGAGCUGAGAUGGGGGGAAUGAUUGUUAAAAAAGCACAAUGUGGGCUGACACAACCGAAGCCAAUGAGAAUGGUGGAAAGGAGAAGAAUAAUGCUAUUGUGUAGGGACAAGGCUUGGUGUCACGCAGAUAAAGAAAACAUGAAGGUUGGGCAGUUGAGAGAGCUAUAA
This is a messenger RNA of Venustampulla echinocandica, 1923 nucleotides long. RefSeq lists its product as uncharacterized. The transcript has 3 exons. The record is from RefSeq and is a predicted model, not a curated record. The coding region runs from base 1 to 1923 and encodes 640 amino acids. Lineage: Eukaryota; Fungi; Ascomycota; Leotiomycetes; Helotiales; Pleuroascaceae.